AUGGGCCCCGCAGGGUUGGCGAAGCGCGUGGGAGCCCGUCUGCUGCUGGCUUCUACGUCUGAGGUGUAUGGAGACCCCGAGGUGCUCGGGAAUGAGGAGUACUGGGGUCAUGUGAACCCCAUCGGCCCCCGGGCCUGCUAUGACGAGGGCAAACGCGUCGCUGAGACCAUGUGCUAUGCUUACCUGAAACAGGAAGGAGUGGAGGUGAGGGUGGCACGCAUCUUUAACACCUUUGGGUCCCGGAUGCACAUGAACGAUGGCCGCGUGGUCAGCAACUUCAUACUGCAGGCUCUACAGGGAGAGGCCCUCACCGUGUAUGGUAGCGGAUCCCAGACGGGGGCUUUCCAGUAUGUGAGUGAUCUAGUGAAUGGUCUGGUGUCGUUGAUGAUCAGUAACAUCAGCAGCCCAGUCAACCUGGGGAACCCAGAAGAACACACCAUAUUGGAGUUUGCUGAGCUCAUCAGGAGUCUGGUGAUGAGCCGCAGUCAGAUCCAGUUCCUUCCAGAGGGGCAGGACGACCCUCAGAGGCGACGGCCCGACAUCCGCAAAGCCAAGAUGAUGCUAGGCUGGGAACCUCUGUGGUCAGUACCGUUGGAGGAAGGCCUGAACAAGACCAUCCAGUACUUCAGCCGGGAGCUGGAGCACCAGGCUAACAACCAGUACAUCCCCAAGCCCAAGGCAGCCCGCCAGAAGAAAGGACAACCCAGACAACACAACUGA
Salvelinus namaycush (lake trout) is the source of this 720-nucleotide messenger RNA. Its product is annotated as UDP-glucuronic acid decarboxylase 1-like. Gene Ontology annotation, cellular component: cytoplasm. Gene Ontology annotation, molecular function: UDP-glucuronate decarboxylase activity; NAD+ binding. Gene Ontology annotation, biological process: D-xylose metabolic process. The record is from RefSeq and is a predicted model, not a curated record. NCBI's taxonomy places the organism in Eukaryota, Metazoa, Chordata, Actinopteri, Salmoniformes, Salmonidae. The coding region runs from base 1 to 720 and encodes 239 amino acids. The transcript has 9 exons.